CUUACAGUAUGGGCAGUGUGAGAAUCAGAGAAAUAGUAUGUUUGCCUGGUAACCGCUAAGCUAGGUUCCAAUUAACUGAGCCUCAAAUCAUUUCAAAAUGAACACAUAGAAACAACAAAUGAUGUAACUUUUGGCAGUAAAAGUAGUGAAAUUCAGAGUCUAACAAAAGCAUUCGUUAUGCACUGUUGGGAUUUAUUUUGUUACUGAUUGUAGAUGGGAAAUACGCUUCAAGUGAUUUUAUUUUUGGCUUAAGUAUUUUGCACACAUUGUUUCACCACACUUCCUGGUGAAUAUGCUUAUACUGUAUUCAUAUACUGUGCUUAAGGAAAACAAGCCUUUUGUUUGCAUCUUCCUGCUGCUCCCAUCCCUUAAAUAAAUUUUAAACUGACCAAUUGUAAGGGAUAAGAAAUGUGUAGCUGAAUAUGAAAUUACUUUUCCAUUAAUAAACACCUUUAAUUAUGCAGACCUUCUGAGGCAACCUAACAGUUUUUAACAAUUAAAUGUGAGCAUUGUAUCCCGGGUCCCAACACCAUCCCCAGGGUUAGCGAUUUGCUAGGACUCACAGCUGAUGCAUUACAGCAGGUGGAGACCAAGUGCUUCAUUGCUGCAGCAUCUAGUUGUGACAACAUGUGUGAAAUGCUGCCAACCAGGGAAGCUCAUUAGACACUCAGUGCCCAGGGUUUUUAUUGGGGGCUCAUCAUGUAGGACCUUCUGGCUGGCAUGUAUCAAAAUUCCAGACACCCAGAAGGAAUGCGGGUGUUCGGUAUAACCUGCAUUGUUUGUCCAAACAGCUUAGACACAGUGAGUCCCUCUUUUCAGUUAAUGGUGGUGGGAACACAUCUGAAAUCUGAGUUCCCAGACCUGACAUCCACCACAUGCUGACCUUUCAAAGGAUAGCAGGUGUCUCUUUUCUGCACAAGCAAUGCUGUCUUCUGAAUCUGUUUUCGUAUCUCUUGUAUUUCUACAUCACUUCUGGGCUCCAAGUACUAGCAGUACUUUGUCUCACUGAAGCUUUGAUUCUUCAGUUGAGAAAGCACACUGUUUAACUUAAAAGGAAUAAGAAACAUUUUCAGAAAAUGUGUCUCAUUGAUGAUAUAUCUAAGACAUCAAAGUUUUUUUCCCCAAAGUUUAAGAAAAAAGCUUAAGCCCUUACCCCUUCAAUGCAAGCUUUUAGUAUCAAUUUGUAUUAGUUUUAUACUAUGGUCCUGUGUUUCCUGCCCAAAGUACUGGACCUUUUGAAGGAACUGAGCUAUUUGUGGGUACAAUAUUUAGAAGCUAAAAUGAGGCCACUAGAGAGUUUUAAACAGUAGCGCCCCCUUAUCCACGGCUGACAACGUCCCAGGACACCCAGUGGAUGCCUGAAAUCGUGGAUGGUUUGCGUUUCCUCACUGCCUUGUCUUGAAGACAACGAUGCCAAAGAAAGUGAAGCCUGCAGGGGAUGGGAAGGAAGAGGGGCCUGUUCCCUGUAAGCAGGUGAAGCUGGAGGCAGCUGGUGGUCCUUCCCCUUUGAACCUUGACAGUCCCAGUGGCCUCUUUGAAAGUUUAAUCUCGCCCGUCAAGACAGAGACUUUUUUCAAGGAAUUCUGGGAGCAGAAGCCCCUUCUUAUCCAGAGAGAUGACCCUGUGCUGGCCACAUAUUACCAGUCCCUGUUCAGGCUCUCAGAUCUGAAGAGUCUGUGCAGCCGGGGUAUGUACUAUGGAAGAGACGUAAAUGUCUGCCGGUGUGUCAAUGGGAAGAAGAAGGUUUUAAAUAAAGAUGGCAAAGUGCACUUUCUUCAGCUGAGAAAAGAUUUUGAUCAGAAAAGGGCAACAAUUCAGUUUCACCAACCUCAGAGAUUUAAGGAUGAGCUUUGGAGGAUCCAGGAGAAGCUGGAGUGCUACUUUGGCUCGUUGGUUGGCUCGAAUGUGUACAUAACCCCUGCGGGUUCUCAGGGCCUGCCGCCCCAUUAUGAUGACGUAGAGGUUUUCAUCCUGCAGCUGGAGGGAGAGAAACACUGGCGCCUGUACCACCCGACGGUGCCCCUGGCGCGGGAGUACAGCUUGGAGGCUGAGGACAGGAUCGGGAGGCCAGCACACGAGUUCACAUUGAAGCCGGGAGACUUGCUGUACUUUCCCAGAGGAACCGUUCAUCAGGCGGACACUCCCUCAGGGCUGGCCCACUCCACGCACGUGACCAUCAGCACCUACCAGAGCAGUUCAUGGGGAGAUUUCCUUUUGGACACCAUUCCAGGGCUCGUGUUUGAUACUGCAAAGGCAGACGUAGAGCUACGGGCCGGCAUACCCCGGCAGCUGCUCCUGCAGGUGGAAACCACAGCCGCUGCAACAAGAAAAUUAAGUGGCUUUCUGAGGAUGCUUGCAGACCGGCUGGAGGGCACCAGAGAACUGCUUUCAGCAGACAUGAAGAAGGAUUUUGCUAUGAACAGACUCCCACCGUACUAUGUGGGAGAUGGAGCAGAGCUUUCAACACCAGGUGGACAGUUACCGGGGUUGGACAGCACUGUGAGGCUGCAAUUUAGAGACCACGUUGUCCUCACUGUAGGACCCGAUCAGGACCCAUCCGAUGAAACUCGAGAAAAGAUGGUUUACAUCUAUCAUUCCUUAAAGAAUAGGAGAGACACACACAUGAUGGGAAAUGAGGAAACAGAGUCUCAUGGACUUCGCUUUCCUUUAUCACAUAUCGAUGCACUGAAGCAAAUUUGGAACAGUUCAGCUAUUUCUGUCAAGGACCUGAAACUUACUACAGAUGAGGAAAAGCAAAGCCUGGUGACCAGUUGGCCAUGUGUACUAACAGAGGUACAUAGAAGAAAGAACAGCAAAUUACUAAAUGUCCCAGAAGGUGACAAAAACCGUGCUUCUUGACAAGUUUAUUUAAUCCAGUGUGGUAGAAAAGGCACAGCUCAAUAAAUGUAUCAUUUAAAUUUA
This is a messenger RNA of Delphinapterus leucas (beluga whale), 2922 nucleotides long. NCBI's taxonomy places the organism in Eukaryota, Metazoa, Chordata, Mammalia, Artiodactyla, Monodontidae. The record is from RefSeq and is a predicted model, not a curated record.